CACACACAGUAUAAAAACCCUGUUCAUGUACACUUUAGUGUCGGAUGACUGUGACGCUGUAUUCUGUGUGUGGAAGAGCUGAAGAUUUAAAACGUGUGCUGUGAGGAUCGACACAAAACCUUCUGUAUAAAAACCCUGUUCAUGUACACUUUAGUGUCGGAUGACUGUGACGCUGUAUUCUGUGUGUGGAAGAGCUGAAGAUUUAAAACGUGUGCUGUGAGGAUCGACACAAAACCUUCUGAGAUGGUGAAGUGGAUCGUUCUGCUUGUGGCGUUAGCGUCCAUAACCCUCUCUUUAUCUAAAAGAGAACUGGAAUAUUUCAGUCCACGGAGCUGCAAAGAGCUGAUGCAAAGAUACAAAACCAACGAAGACGGUCUUUAUUACCUGAGCACGCCGAGCGGUGUCGUGUAUCAGACGUACUGUGACAUGACGACUGCAGGAGGAGGAUGGACUCUGGUGGCCAGCGUUCAUGAGAACAACUUGUACGGGAAAUGCACCACCGGUGAUCGCUGGUCCAGUCAGCAGGGUGGAAGUCCGAACGUACCUGAGGGAGACGGGUCGUGGAGUAACACCGUCACAUUCGGCACUGCAGAAGCUGCAACCAGCGACGACUUCAAGAAUCCUGGGUAUUAUGACAUCACAGCGGAGAAUGUGGCAGUGUGGCACGUUCCUAAUAACGAGCUAGUGGAGCAUUGGAAACUAUCCUCAUUCCUGCGCUACCACACGGAGACCAAAUUCCUCAGUCUCUACAGAGGAAACCUCUACAAUCUCUUCAAGCAAUUCCCAGUGAAGUACAACGUAGGAAGCUGUCCUGCUAACCACGGCCCCUCUGUUCCUGUAGUGUACGAUGUUGGAGACGCCACAUCCAACCAUAACCUGUAUGGACCCCACAUCAGAGCAAACACUGUUCCUGGAUUCAUCACAUUCCGAGCGAUAAACACGGAAAACGCAGCGAUGGCGAUCUGCUCGGGAGUCAAACCCACAGGCUGCCACAAUGAACACUGCUGUAUAGGAGGAGGUGGGCAUUUUCCUGAAGGGUCUCCGAGGCAGUGUGGUGAUUUCACCUCUUUCGACUGGGACGGUUACGGCACUCACAUCGGCUGGAGCGCCAGUAAGCAGAUAACCGAGGCGGCGGUGCUCAUCUUCUACCGCUGAGAUCACACUCAUCACACACCAAAUCUUCAAGAGUGUAUUUAUCACACUUCUGAUAAAGUAAAUACACAGUUUAACCAAAUAAAUGAUGAUUUUUAACAGG
Messenger RNA from Pangasianodon hypophthalmus (striped catfish), 1255 nucleotides. RefSeq names its product intelectin-like. The transcript is spliced from 10 exons. Bases 244 to 1155 code for a protein of 303 amino acids. Lineage: Eukaryota; Metazoa; Chordata; Actinopteri; Siluriformes; Pangasiidae. Gene Ontology annotation, molecular function: oligosaccharide binding. The record is from RefSeq and is a predicted model, not a curated record.